AUGGAGGAAAGUGAACUAAGAAAACUUCUACGGACGAAAAAUGGAUGUCGAGUGCCAGUCAUGCCUCCAAUACCUGAUGUUCAUAUGAUGGAUAAAUUGCCUUUUACACCUCUACCACCAUACAACCGUAUAAAGGAGAAACAAGCAAAAUUCCGUAAGAUUUUAGAAGCCAAAGCGACUGCGCGGAAGGUGACGAUCGCACGUACGGUCAUUCAACGUCAGGAAAGGGAUGAACUGGAAAUAUCUGAGGAGCGACACAUAGCAGUUUUACGACAAUGUGCUAGCAAAAUAAAACCACCGCCAAUGCUAAAAGCGUGGGAAAGGAAGAUCACAUAUUUAAUACCUUCGAAACUUCGAAACAGUUUUCCAGCAUUAACUGAGGAAUUAAUUAAUGAAAGUAAACAAGAAUGGGACCGGAAUCUACACGAAUUUGCAGUCAAAACUAUCAUUCGAGAAGUGCCUGGCGUUCCACGAAAGCGAUAUCAAGAGCCGCAUUUUAAGUAUCACGGUAUCACCCAAAACUAUCAAAGAAUGAUAAAGUAUAAAAAAAAACUCCAAGACGGGUCGUUGAUAUUACAUCCAUUUAUAAGACUUAUUCUUGAAUCAGCCGAAAAAGUGUUCCCUGAAUAUAUCACAGACUUAGGUAAGUUUCGUAUUAAAGGGCCAAUAGAAUUGCGUGAGUUCCAGAUAAAAGUAAUAGAAGAAAUAAAACGCGCUGACCAUCUCGUAUCAAGCACUUGGUAUUCAAUACUAGUGCAAUGGCUAAAGAAUCCUAGAUGUUUAAAAGGUAUGCGUACGAAACGAAUUCCCGAAUUCAUAAGAUGUUCUAAAAAAAUGAUAUCGAUGCAAAUACAAGAGUUUAUGCGUAGGUCAAUUAACGCGGUAAUAGAUGCCCUAAAUGAUCCUGAACGUGUACCAAUUUUAAAUCUAGAACUUCAUUUUGAUGGAGAAUUUGCUUAUUAUCCAACGCUUAAGAAUGUUUUCGAAGUAUAUCAUAGUAUAACUGACGCCAUUUCCAACAUCUCUCAAAGGCUUAUGCCAAUAGAACAGUAUUUAAAUAUACCCUAUAAUUACGACGCUUUACCUGUCCUCUACAAUGAUUGGUUGCGAAACGAUGGUCAUGAAAGGCUACAAAAUCGGCUAGAUUUUGUUUUUUUUCCACUUUUUGAAUAUCUAGAUAAACUGAGAGAGCAAUACCAUAUGCUUUAUGGUGAUUGCGCCAAAGCUGCUCUACAGAAAUUUGUUACAGAAACUGAAGAUUUUGAUAUAGCUCGUGAAAAAAUUAAGUAUUUUCAGACUAUUGAUUCUAAUAUAACAGCAAUUCUUGAAAAUGAAUACUUCAAUUGUGCUAUAGUUUGCCAGUUGAAAAUGAUAAAUGGCUUAAAAGAAAAGGCUAAAGAAUUUAUUAAUGAUAUUAUAGAAGGUUUAGUUAAAGGCCAUAUGAAUGAAAAUGAAAGCAUUUGUAUGGAGUUUGAGACAAUAGCAGAAAGAGCUCUAAAGGAACCUAAAAAUGCCGCUGAAUUGAUAGAACAAGGGAUUUACAUUCUUCAUGCAAAAACUGUAUUGGUUGAAGGUUUAAAAGAGAGAAUCAUGAGACAAAUAAGUAUCAUAUCUCAUCUUCUAGAGAUGACCUCACUAACAGACGAACACGUUGCUUUAAACACGCGUACUGUAAAUUGGCUUACUGACAUAAAACCUAUAUUUGAAAGAAAUGCAGCUGCAUACGAAACUUUUAAGGCAGAAAUGGAGGAAAAUUUGCUGGCUAAAAUUGCAUUACUAAACAAAGAAGUUCUUGCAAUAGUUCCUUAUUUAGAACUUCUAGACAACAUGGAUGAUAUUAACCAUACGCUUGAGUACUUAGAGUAUUUACGUAAACUCGCACAUCGUUUACAUGAUUGCGAUAGAUUGGUGACCUGGAUUAAUAACGAAGAAGCUACUUUCAAAUUUCCUAUUACUAAUUACCCUGAAUUAGAAGAACUAAAAGAUUUUAUAAUUCCGUUCUAUAAUUUAGUGUAUCUUGUUCAUAAAUGGCGGCGUAGUUUUUAUACUUGGAUGGACGGACCUUUUGAAUAUAUGAACCACGAACAAAUCGAACAGGAUCAUGAUUUUUAUUACAAAGAAUUUUUAAAACUUUCGAAAACCUAUCGAAAUAAAAUAAAACAGCAAAUUGCGGAAGGUGUUGAGAAACGAUUUCAAGGUUUAGUAGAUGAUCCUGAUAUGAACAAUCUUCCUGCUCCCAUGAAGCUUUGUGCACAAGCUAUAGCCGAGAUAAAAGACUGGCGACCUAAUGUUCAAAUGGCACACAUUAUGUGUAAUCCUGCUUUAGAACAGAGACAUUGGGACGAUAUGUCGCAUAUUGCAGGCUUUGACUUAACACCAAAUGCUGGUACGACAUUAAGAAAAAUCAUCAAUUUUAAUCUGUGGGAUGAUAUUGAUGAAUACGAAAUAAUAAGUGUGGCAGCUACAAAAGAACUGGCUUUGGUAACUAAUUUAAAUAAAAUGAUGGCUGAAUGGACUGACAUAUGUUUUAAAACUAGUCCGUACAAAGAUACUGGAAUAUUUAUACUCUCGGGUCUUGAUGACAUUCAAGGUGUAUUAGAUGAUCAUAUAGUUAAAACUAUUGCAAUGAGAGGCUCAGCCUUUGUAAAACCUUUCGAAAGUCAAGUAAGAGCUUGGUAUGAUAAGAUUAUGAGAGUAAAUGCCACCAUCGAUGAAUGGGGUAAGGUUCAAAGUCAGUGGUUAUAUUUGUUGCCAAUAUUUUCCUCUAAAGACAUUGUUGCUCAGAUGCCUGAAGAGGGUGUUAUGUUUGUAGAGGUCAAUAAUAUUUAUCGCCGAUAUAUGGGUUCUGUAGAUAAAGAUCCUCAUGCUUUAGACAUUGCGGGAGGUAUUGGAGUAUUAGAAUCAUUUAAAACAGCAUCUGGUUUGUUAGAAAAGAUAAAUGAUGGUGUUAAUAAUUAUCUGGAAAAAAAACGCUUAUAUUUUCCUCGCUUCUUCUUCUUAUCAAAUGAUGAAAUGUUAGAGAUUCUUUCAGAAACAAAAAACCCAUUAAAAGUUCAACCACAUUUAAAAAAGUGUUUUGAGGGUAUCAACAGACUUGUUUUUGACGAAGAAUACAACAUAAGUGCCAUGAUAUCAAUGGAAGGCGAACAGGUAGAUUUUCUAGAAAUUAUAAGUGUUGCAGCUGCAAGAGGGUCAGUGGAAAAAUGGCUUGUACAAGUAGAAGACCAAAUGCUGAAAGCUGUAAAAUCGGAAACUGAACUAUCGUAUUAUGAUUACCCAACAAUGAACCGUGUUGACUGGAUUUUGUCUUGGGAAGGUAUGGUAGUUUUAGCUAUAUCCCAAAUAUAUUGGGCCAUGGAUGUUCAUGAAUGUUUGAAUACUCAUAAACUAAGUGAAUUAGAGGCAUUUCAUGUCAGUUUAACAAAACAACUUAAUGAUACAGUUGCUGUUAUACGGCGUCCGGAUUUAACAAAAUUGAAUAGCAUCACUGUUAAGGCCCUCAUAGUAAUUGAUGUACAUGCUAAGGAUGUUAUUCAAGAACUUAUUGAAAAAAAAGUGAUUGAAGUUACAGAUUUUCAAUGGCUUGCACAACUGCGAUAUUAUUGGGAAGAAGAAAAAGUUGCAGUCAAAAUAAUAAAUGCUGUUGUUAAAUAUGCAUACGAGUACUUAGGAAACUCAGACCGCUUAGUCAUCACUCCUCUGACAGAUCGUUGUUAUCGUACGUUAAUUGGAGCAUACUACCUUCACCUUAAUGGUGCUCCUGAAGGUCCUGCUGGUACAGGGAAAACAGAAACUACCAAAGACUUGGCAAAAGCAUUGGCAGUACAGUGUGUAGUCUUUAACUGCUCUGACGGAUUAGAUUACAAAGCUAUGGGUAAGUUUUUUAAAGGCUUAGCAUCUUGUGGUGCCUGGGUUUGCUUUGAUGAAUUUAAUCGCAUAGAAGUGGAAGUUUUAUCUGUUAUAGCUCAACAAAUUCUUUGUAUCGUUCAAGCUGUUAGACAGCAUUUAGAAACAUUUGAAUUUGAAGGCACAACUUUAACAUUAAACCCUGCAUGUUAUGUUUGUAUAACAAUGAAUCCGGGUUACGCUGGACGAUCUGAACUACCAGAUAAUCUCAAAGUGCUUUUUCGAACAGUAGCAAUGAUGGUACCAGAUUAUGCCAUGAUAGGAGAAAUAUCGUUGUAUUCUUUUGGGUUUAUAGAUGCUCGUAGUUUAUCUGUAAAGAUUGUUACGACUUAUCGUCUUUGCUCUGAACAGUUAUCUUCUCAAAAUCACUAUGAUUAUGGAAUGCGAGCAGUUAAAACAGUAUUGUCUGCUGCGGGUAAUUUGAAAAGAAAUUUUCCAAAUGAAAGCGAACGCAUUUUGCUUCUUAGAUCUAUAAUUGAUGUGAAUUUACCUAAAUUUCUUUCUUUUGAUGUACCUUUAUUUGAAGGGAUUAUAUCCGACCUAUUUCCUGGUGUUACAUUACCUAAAUCGGACUAUGUAAAUUUUUUGGAUGCGUGCAAGGAUACUUGUAAAAUUAAUAACCUGCAACCGAUGGAAUGUUUUUUGACAAAAGUAAUUCAGACAUACGAAAUGAUGAUUGUCAGACAUGGAUUUAUGCUUGUUGGUGAUCCCUUUUCAGGAAAAUCGAUGACUCUGAGAAUAUUAUCACAGGCCUUGAAUCUAAUGGAAGAAAGAAAUCAGCACGGUGGAUGCAGGUGUACAUAUAGAGUACUUAAUCCAAAGGCUGUGACUAUGGGUCAACUGUAUGGUGCGUUUGACCCCAUAUCGUAUGAAUGGACAGAUGGCAUUGUAGCUACAAUAUUUCGUGAUUUUGCAUCUGAGGAUACACCAGUAAGAAAAUGGUUAGUUUUUGAUGGACCUGUUGAUGCCGUAUGGAUUGAAAAUAUGAAUACUGUUUUAGAUGACAAUAAAAAACUUUGCUUAACUUCCGGAGAAGUAAUAGCAAUGUCUAACGUUAUGUCAAUGAUUUUCGAAGUAAUGGAUCUUUCUCAAGCUUCUCCUGCCACAGUUUCAAGGUGUGGUAUGAUAUAUAUGGAAUCAUCUUCAUUUGGAUUCAUGCCAUUUUAUAAGUCAUGGUUAAAAACCUUAAAUCCUAUUUGGAUCGAAGAAAAUGAAGAAUAUAUUUUUUAUAUAUGUGAAUGGUUGUUUGAACCACUAGUUUCGUACGUAAGAAAAUAUUGUAAUCAACUUGUCACAGCCGGAGAAGUAAAUUUAGUUAUAAGUACACUUCGCCUCGUAGAAAUGCUUAUGGAUGAUGCCAUAGAAGGAGAAGAAGACUCAAAAUUUACUCGAACAUGGUUCUUAGCUUCUUUUAUGUCUGCGCUUGUUUGGGGUGUAGGCGGAGUGUUGAAUAGCAGUUCACGUGAAAAAUUUGAUGAUUUGGUUAAAGAAUACUUUAGGGGUGACAAAGGAAUACCAACAAAUAUAGAUAAAAUUGAUGUAUCAGUUCCAACAGAGGGCUUAUUAAUUGACCAUUAUUACAUGUAUAAAGGAAAAGGAUGUUGGAAAUAUUGGCCUGAUACUGUAAAAACUGUUCAGGUUAAAGAACAGAUUAAUUUACUACAAACGGUUAUACCAACCUUGGAAACUGAGAAAUAUAUUUUCCUUUUACGAUUACAUACAAAAUUUUCUCAACCUUUGUUACUAAUAGGACCAACAGGAACCGGGAAAAGCUUUUAUGUUCAAAAUUUUUUAAUGAACAAAGUUGAUAUGGAAAAGUAUACACCAGGAUUUAUAACAUUUACAACUACCACUUCUGCUAAUCAAACUCAAGAAUUAGUCAUCUCAAAGCUAGUAAAAAGAAGAAAGAACAAUUAUGGUCCAACUAAAGGGAAAAAAGCAAUUAUAUUUAUCGAUGAUAUGAAUAUGCCUGCUAAAGAAAUAUAUGGUGCACAACCACCUAUAGAAUUGCUAAGACUAUAUUUCGAUCAAAAACAUUGGUAUGAUUUAAAGACUACAGAUAAAUUGUACAUUCAUGACACAUUUUUCUAUGGCGCUAUAGGACCUGUAGGUGGCAGUCGUCAAUUAAUUUAUCCGAGAAUGCUUCGCCACUAUAAUAUUUACUCUAUUAAUGAAUUCUCGAAAGAAAGCAUGACAAAAAUUUUUACUUCCUUGUUACAACUGGGUUGGAGAAAAAAUGGUUUUGGUCAAGACACUCAACCAGUAAUAGUUAACAUCAUAGCUGCUACUAUGGCUAUAUACGAACAAGCAGCUGAAGGACUAAGACCAACACCAGCAAAGUCGCAGUAUAUUUUUAAUUUAAGAGAUUUCUCAAGAGUAAUUCAAGGCUGUGCAUUACUAAGAAAGGAAUCAGCUGAAAAUAAAAAAACUUUUACCAGAAUUUGGGUGCAUGAAAUUAUGCGUGUCUUUUACGACAGACUCGUUGAUGAAACAGAUCGCACUUGGUUUUUUAAUAUUCUUAAGUAUUCAACAAGAGAUUUUAUGAAAGAUAAUUUUGAAUCUGCUUUGGACACAUAUCAAAAUGACAAGGGGGAUGUUACUCAAGAAACUAUAAAAAAUAUGAUGUUUGGUUGCUACUUAGACACCGACAGCCUUGAAGGUGAACGACGGUAUGAAGAAAUCCCAUCUAAAGAAUCAAUUUUAAAUAUUGCUUCAUUAAUGUUAGCAGAAUACAAUGCUAUGCAUAAAGCGAAAAUGACAAUUGUUUUAUUUGAUUAUGCUUUAGAACAUCUAUCAAAAAUUUGCCGACUCCUUUCAAUGCCGUCAGGCAACGCUUUAUUAGUCGGCGUUGGAGGAUCUGGCCGUCAGUCCUUAACCCGUUUAGCUGGUACAAUUUUAGGCCAGUCAGUUUUUCAGCCAGAGAUUACAAAAUCAUAUAGUGUUAAAGAUUGGCAAGAUGAUUUAAAAUUAGUAUUACGUGAAUCCGGUGGUCUCAAUAAAGAUAGUACUUUCUUGUUUACAGAAAGUCAAAUAAAAGAGGAAGUAUUUAUACAGAAUUUAGACAGUCUACUUAAUUCGGGUGAAGUUCCAAAUUUGUACGGCUUAGAUGAAAAACAAGAGAUUCUUGAAUUAGUACGUUUAGCAGCUCAAGGUGGAAACAGGAAUCUGGAUAUAAGUCCCUUACAGAUUUUAGCUUUUUUUAUAGCACGAUGUAAAAUAAAGUUACAUAUUGUAUUAUGUUUUAGCCCCAUUGGUAGCGCAUUUAAGACAAGGUUAAGAUUAUACCCAUCUUUAGUGAAUUGUUGCACUAUCGACUGGUAUGAUAGCUGGCCUGAAGAUGCCCUGGAAAUGGUUGCAAAUUACUAUAUGGUUAAAGUAAAUGUGCCAGAUAAAAUAAAAGCAACUGCUGUGGUAGCCUGUAAACAAUUUCAUGUCGAUGCACGAACUAUAUCGGCCGAUUUCUUUAUUCAGUAUGGAAGGAAGACAUAUGUGACAUCGGCGUCCUAUUUGAAUUUAAUAAAAACGUUUACAACACUUACUAAUAGAAAACAACGUGAAUUAAGAGCAGCAAAACUACGAUAUACUAAUGGUUUAGACAAGUUGAGCCAGGCUGCAGAUGCAGUUGCAAUUAUGCAGCAUGAUUUAAAUGAACUUAAACCUCAACUAAUGGUAAUGGCUGCAAAAUCAGCUAAAAUGAUGCAAGAAAUAGAAGUAGAAACCGCCACGGCAGAUAAGGCUGCUGCACAAGUGAGAGAAGAUCAGAAAAUUGCAAAUGUGCAAGCGGCUGCUGCCGAAGAGCUUAAAAAAGAUUGUGAAGCAGACUUAGCACUUGCACUUCCAAUUUUAGAGGACGCUAUUGCUGCCUUAAACACAUUAAAACCCGCAGAUAUAACCAUUGUCAAGUCUAUGAAAAAUCCUCCGGCAACUGUUAAGUUGGUGAUGGCAGCAGUAUGUGUCAUGAAGGGUAUACCUCCCGAUAAAAUACCUGAUCCGGAUAAUCCAGGUAAAAAAGUUUUAGAUUAUUGGGGACCAAGUAAAAGAAUAUUAGGUGAUAUGGGAUUUUUAGAUUCUCUACGGAAUUUCGAUAAAGAUAAUAUUCCUAUUGUCACCAUGCAAAAAAUUAGAAAAGAGUAUCUUUCGAAUAAAGAUUUUAAGCCGCAUAUCAUAGCUAAAGCAUCUACAGCAGCUGAAGGACUUUGUAAGUGGAUAAUUGCCAUGGAUAUGUAUGAUGCUGUAGCAAAGGUUGUAGCUCCGAAAAAAGCGAAACUUGAAGCAGCUGAAAAAGAGUUUUCUGAAACUAUGGCAAUAUUAGAAGAAAAAAAGGCUACUGUAGCGCGCUUAGAAGCUCGACUAGCAGAGUUAAAUGAGGCAUUGGAAGAAGCUAACAUAAAAAAGAAGGCAUUAGAGGAUGAAGUACAAUUAUGUAUUGACAAAUUAUUUAGAGCAGAAAAACUAAUUGGAGGUUUAGGGGGCGAAAAAGUGCGAUGGACUGCAGCUGCUGAAAACCUACAAAAGUUGUUCGACAACUUAGCUGGAGAUAUUUUAGUAUCUUGUGGAAUUAUUGCUUAUCUGGGACCAUAUACGUUACCAGUGAGAUUAAAUGCGAUAAAAGAAUGGAGACAGCUCGUAAUUAAUUUAGAUAUACCCCAUUCUCCAACAUUUGUAUUUAAAGAUGUGUUAGGAACUGAUAUAAAAAUACAAAAUUGGUGUAUUGCAGGUUUACCGUGGGAUUCUUUUUCUAUAGAUAAUGGUGUACUUUUAGAUAAUUCAACACGAUGGUCUUUAUUAGUUGAUCCACAAGGACAAGCGAAUAAAUGGAUUAAGACGAUGGAAAAGCCUAAUGACUUACAAAUUAUGAAAUUUACUGAUGGAAAUUAUAUGAAGGUAAUUGAAACAUGUCUGGAAUAUGGUAAACCAGCUCUAAUAGAAUGUGUCUUGGAAGAUGUAGAGGCACCUUUAGAUCCAAUUUUAAUGAAAAAUACUUAUACUCAAGGAGGGAAGGAAUUUAUUGCACUCGGUGAAAACGUAAUUGAAUAUCAUCCACAAUUUAGGUUAUAUAUGACCACAAAACUGAGAAAUCCACAUUACCUGCCUGAAAUAUUCAAUAAGGUGACUGUGAUAAAUUUUGCUUUGACAAAAGAUGGUUUAGAAGAUCAACUGCUUGGAAUCGUAGUUGCAAAAGAGCGUCCUGAUUUGCAAGAGAAACGAGAAAAAUUAAUUGUUCAAGGUGCUGCAAAUCGUGCUGCUCUUAAACAGGUCGAAGAUGAUAUAUUACGAACAUUACAAGAAUCAAAAGGUGAUAUUUUAGAAGAUGAGUCGGCAAUUGAAGUACUUGAUUCAUCAAAGUUAAUAGCCGUUGACAUCAUGAAAAAGCAAGAAGCCAGCUUGGAAACGGAAGAAAUCAUAGAGAAAUUCAGGUUAGGUUACAGACCAAUAGCCUCACAUUCAGCGGUUUUAUACUAUUGCGUUACUGAACUACCAAAUGUCGACCCUAUGUAUCAGUACUCAUUGACAUGGUUUAUUAAUUUAUAUAUAUUAUCUAUUGAAAAUGCUAAUAAAUCCAAAGACUUAGACAAAAGAUUAAAAUUUUUAAAAGAUACUUUUACAUAUAAUUUAUACAGUAACGUUUGCAGAUCACUCUUUGAUAAAGAUAAACUAAUGUUUUCUUUUAUAAUGUGCUCUAAAAUGUUGUUGUCUACUGGUGAUAUCAACCACGACGAGUAUAUUUUUCUUAUAACAGGAGGAAUUGCGGUUGAAAAUCCUUUAAAAAAGCCUAUAGAAUGGUUACCAGAUAAAGGAUGGGACGAAAUAUGUCGAAUAAAUGAUUUGUCUGUUUUCAAGGGUUUUAAAGACAGCUUUGUUGGUGCUACAAGUAAAUGGAAGGAAAUAUACGAUGAAUUAGAGCCACAUCAUAAACCACUUCCGUUAGAGUGGGAAGAAAAACUGACAGCCUUUCAAAAACUAUUAAUUAUAAGGAUAUUAAGGCCCGACAAGUUAACCAUUGCUAUUUCCGAAUUUGUAGAAAAACAAAUGGGCCGAAAAUAUAUAACUCCGCCGCCGUUUGAUAUUGGGAAAUCUUUUGGAGAUUCUAACUGUUUAGCGCCUCUGAUUUUUAUUUUAUCUUCGGGUUCAGAUCCAAUGGGAGCCUUAAUAAAAUAUUGUGAAAAAAUGGGUUAUUCUCAUAGGUUCAAUUCCAUUUCCCUAGGCCAAGGUCAAGGACCCAUAGCAAAAGCUAUGAUAGAAAAAGCGCAGUUAGAAGGAGGAUGGGUUUGUUUACAAAACUGUCAUUUAGCUGUUUCGUGGCUACCAGUACUUGAAAAGAUUGUAGAAAGUUUUGAUCUUACUAACACAGACUUAAGUUUUAGACUAUGGCUUACCAGCUAUCCAUCUGAAAAAUUUCCACAGUCUAUUUUACAAGUAGGAGUUAAAAUGACAAAUGAAGCUCCGACUGGUUUGCAACAUAAUUUGUACAGAUCUUAUAUGUCCGAGCCAUUGAAAGAAUCAGAAUUUUUUGAAGGUUGCCCAGAGAAAGAUAAGCCUUUUAGUAAACUUUUGUAUGGGAUUAGCUUCUUUCAUGCCGUAGUUCAAGAGAGAAAAAAAUUCGGUCCUUUAGGCUGGAAUAUACAGUAUGGUUUUAAUGAUUCUGAUUUUCAAAUAUCAGUGAUGCAACUGCAAAUGUUUUUAAACCAGUAUGAAGAAAUACAAUAUGUAGCUAUAAAAUAUUUAACUGGAGAAUGCAAUUACGGUGGUAGAGUUACUGAUGAUUGGGACCGGAGGUUAAUAGUUACGAUCUUAGAUAAUUACGUUAACAGCAGUGUAGUAAGUGACCCCAACUAUUUGUUCUGCGAUAUAGGCCCCCAGUACGGAUUACCACGACGGUGUGAAUAUCAAGACUACCUCAAACAUAUUGAGUCCGUGCCGAUAAAUCCUCCACCUGAAGUUUUUGGAUUGCAUAUGAAUGCGGGAAUAACGAGAGAUUAUUCCACUUCGUUAGAACUUACAGCAACAUUAGUUCUAGUAGAAGGUGGAGGUAGCGGUGCAGAGACUGGAAAUACUGAAGGAAUUCUUGUACAAAUGGCAUCAGAAAUAUUAUCCAAGCUUCCGUCUAAGUUUGAUAUUGAAAUCACUCAACAGAGAUAUCCCGUAGAUUAUAACGAAUCAAUGAACACCGUUCUCAUCCAGGAGAUGGAAAGGUUUAAUAAAUUACUAAACGAAGUAAAAAAUUCUCUUUCAGAUCUACAAAAAGCUGUAAAGGGUUUAAUCGUUAUGUCACCUGCAUUAGAUAUGAUGUCUAAUGCGAUGUUACUUGGUAGGAUACCAGAAAAUUGGUGUAAAUUAUCCUAUCCAAGCUUGAAACCGCUUCCAAGUUACGUCGCAGAUUUAGUUGAACGUUUAAAAAUGUUGGAAACUUGGUAUGAAAACGGGAAGCCUUCAACGUUUUGGCUAUCAGGUUUCUUUUUCACUCAAGCAUUUCUUACUGGUGCCAUUCAAAAUUAUGCUAGGGCUAAGAAAAUCCCAAUAGAUUUGUUAAUUUAUGACUUUGAAGUACGUACUGCAGAUUAUGAGACAACCUCUCCAGAAUGGGGCGUUUACGUACAAGGUCUGUUUCUUGAUGGCGGUCGAUGGGAUCGUAGUAAAUUUGUUGUAGCAGAGCAACAUCCUAAGAUAUUAAAUGACAAUAUGCCAGCAGUAUGGCUGUUUCCUAAGCUGAAAUCUGAAUUUCAAGAAGGUUCGCGGUAUAAAUGUCCCUUGUAUAAGACAUUAGAAAGAAAAGGCGUUUUAGCUACAACUGGACACUCUUCCAAUUUUGUAUUGGCUUUCUAUUUACCGUCAGAUAAACCUUCAUCUCAUUGGAUUCAACGAAGCGUUGCCUUAAUUUUACAAUUAGACAAUUAA
Molecule: messenger RNA, 11802 nt
Organism: Parnassius mnemosyne (clouded apollo)
Lineage: Eukaryota; Metazoa; Arthropoda; Insecta; Lepidoptera; Papilionidae
Source: the annotation of a GenBank genome assembly